AUGGUCGACAGCUUAGAUGCUCGUCUGCAACGGAACCAGCGUCGAGACCUACAGAAACAUGUAUGUCUGGAAGUCUUGCGUUUGGAGCCGACACCGAAAAUCGAGCAGUGGUCUGCGGAACUGUCUCGGGCCCUUGCUUGGCUAGAAUCCCUUGGAUUGGUCCAGGGGGAUCUUCGCCCAACAAAUCUCCUCCUCGACAACGAUGACCACCUAAAGCUGGCUGACUUUAACAGCAGUUGUAAGAUUGGCGCUGAGAAUUUGGGCCUAGCACCACCGUGGUCACGAGUGCUUGGUAAAGAAAGUGGAAAACUUCUUGGAACUUAUGGACUGUACGGAGCACAGAGUGAGAAGUUUGCCUUCGGUUCUAUCCUGUUCAAUUUGACGCGUGGUUUCGAACCAUCCGAGGAUAAAGGCGCGGAAGCUAUAAAUCUCUGGCAUAAUAUGGUGUUUCCGGAGCUAUCCGGCUCCCUAUUAGAUGCACUGACCCUUCGCUGUUGGAGGGGUGACUUUGCGACGUUGGCCGACCUCGCCAAGGAUGUUGCCGUCCUCGAAGGUGCUAAGCGGGCAGCAACUGUAACCGCGAUCGAUGAUGGGUACAUGAACAAAAUGAAAAGGUGUUGUCGAAAGCUGCUUCUUAACAAAUUUACAGGUGUCGAUGUCGGAACGCCUGUCAAGUAA
This is a messenger RNA of Metarhizium brunneum ARSEF 3297, 678 nucleotides long. RefSeq lists its product as uncharacterized. Gene Ontology annotation, biological process: protein phosphorylation. Gene Ontology annotation, molecular function: ATP binding; protein kinase activity. The record is from RefSeq and is a predicted model, not a curated record. Lineage: Eukaryota; Fungi; Ascomycota; Sordariomycetes; Hypocreales; Clavicipitaceae.